GACACGCCCCUACAUUUGUUGUCAGGAAGUGCUGCAAGAAGAAGUUUAUCACGGGGAUUCCCUUUUACCCCAGGGUAAAGUAUCAGCUGGCCCAGUGGCAUUUCCACUUCGGUUCAAAACGAGAUUGGGGAACUGAACACGCCAUUAAUGGAAAAAGAUACUCAGCCGAGCUUCACAUGGUUCAUUUCAAUACCAAGUAUGGAACUGUGACCAAUGCUAUUGAUAAGAAAGACGGUAUAGCAGUCGUUGCCAUUUUAUUCAAGGAGUGUUGCCGAGCCCGACUUUCAUCCAUUGACUUGUUUUUCCGGAAGUAUGGCUCCCAUGUGUAUUGCCCAGGACACGCCGUCAGAGCUGUAUUUAAUCCUGUGUCCUGUAUUCCAAAGAGAGGUCGAAUGUUUUUCUACAAGGGAUCACUAACCACGCCCGGAUGCUACGAGAGCGUUAAUUGGCUGGUUUUCAAGAAGCGCCUGACUAUAUCAUCAAGGACAAUGGCAUUUUUCCGGAAGUUGAAAACGUAUCACCAUGGUGCCCCAAUAGCAGAAUUGACCAAUCUCCGACCGCUACAGCCUCUAGGAAAAAGACACGUGUAUUGUAACAUCUAAACACGCAAAUAAAAAAUAUAACAAUGUGG
This is a messenger RNA of Saccostrea cuccullata (small rock oyster), 631 nucleotides long. Its product is annotated as carbonic anhydrase 2-like. The transcript is spliced from 5 exons. The annotation marks the transcript as partial. The record is from RefSeq and is a predicted model, not a curated record. Gene Ontology annotation, molecular function: carbonate dehydratase activity; zinc ion binding. Lineage: Eukaryota; Metazoa; Mollusca; Bivalvia; Ostreida; Ostreidae.